CAGCAAACUCACAUUCCAUUUUCCCCUCAAAGUAUCAGUAACAACACGCGAACAGAAAGAAAAAAUGAGGUAUGGCGGAUCGAGAAAGAAACCAGUUCCACUCGGCUUACUUCUCUUCUUAUGCGCCACUUUCACCGGCAUCGGUUUGUUGAUUCUCACGCUCAGAUCCGUGGAUCCGUCGCCGCCUGCUGAUUUACCCACCCAGGAUUUGGGAAUUCGAGCUCAGGAUUUGGGAACGAAAUGUACAAGAUGUUAACUGCUGCUGCAUUAAGCAUAAUGUUGAACCGGUCCUUGAUCAUUGGGCAAACCAGGCAUAUUGGGGUAAAUAUCCUUUUGGAGACUACAUUUCUUAUUCCAACCUUACGUUUACCUUGAAAGAAAUCAAGCAUCUUUGGAGAAAAAACAAUUGUGUAAAGAAGUACAAAAGGCAGUUGGUUAUGAGGAUUGAUGAUUUUGAGAAGCCAGCAAAGACAAAUGCCCUCUGUAGCAAUUGGAGGGAUUGGGACCAACCUAUUAUAUGGUUUCAGGGUACCACAGAUGCCAUAGGAGCUCAAUUUUUCUUGAAGAAUGUACAUUCUGAGAUGAGGAGUGCUGCUUAUGAGUUAUUUGGAAAGCCAGAAUCUCUGCGAUCUCGACCUAACAUAUUUGGGGAGCUAAUGAGAGUACUCAUAUCCCCUUCUAAAGAUGUUGAGGAAGCGGUCAAUUGGGUUCCAGACGGUGUUGGGGAGCCUGAUAUUACAUUGCACAUGCGGAUGCUUAUGAAUAGGUCUGUAAGAGUAGUACAGGCAGCAUUGAACUGCAUCAGAAAAGCCAUGCACAACUUACAGCUAAGGUCAAAACCCAGGGUGGUUGUAGCGUCUGAUACCCAAUUGAAGAUAUUUAUGCCCAUUACCCAUCAGUUUAAAACAGAUUAGGGUAAGAUAUUUAUGACCUGUGAUUCGUUAAUGAUCCGUUAAAAGAAUCUGACGGGUCACAGGUCAAUAAAGAGUUGACCCACCAAGUUAAUGGGCUUGACUCGUUUACCGAUCUAAAAAUUAAAAAAAUUUUAAUUUAUUAUUUAUUUAUUUUGUUUUGAAUUUAUUAUUUAUUUAUUUACUUAGAUGCAUUUAAUUGAUUGAUUCUUUGAAAGCAAUAACAAAAAAAAAAUGUUUCAAUGGGGUUUGUGUUUUAGGUUGUCAUGCUACUACUACUUUUUUCUUUUUUUUGCUAUUGAGAUCUAUAAGUGUGUGGUGUUCUUGAAUUUGAUGAGCAUUGUUCUUUGUAGGGGAGUGGAGAAGGUGAAUCUAAAUAAUUGUAAAUAUGUUUU
This is a messenger RNA of Rubroshorea leprosula, 1306 nucleotides long. Lineage: Eukaryota; Viridiplantae; Streptophyta; Magnoliopsida; Malvales; Dipterocarpaceae. The record is from the annotation of a GenBank genome assembly.